AUGGAGAACGUUGAGUGCGCUUCAAUGGAGAACUUGAAUUUUCUCUCUCCUCCAAACUUCCAGCCUCUCCUUCAAAACUACACUAACUCACAACAUCUUACCCAAAUCCAUGCUAAAAUCAUCCGUUCAAAUCUCUCUACCAACCCAAUUCUUGCCUCCCAGUUACUCCACCUUCAUUCUUCCUUUGGCAAUCUCAACUGCGCUUCUUCAAUCUUCCAUCGAAUUCAAUCUCCUUCAACCUUCUCCUGGAAUCUCAUCAUCAGAGCUCAUACAAUCAACUCUUCUUCUUCAAAGUCUCUCAUUUUGUACAAUCUUAUGAUAUGUGCUGGGGUACCACCUGAUAAAUUCACCUUCCCUUUUGUCAUUAAAGCUUGCGCUGCUUCUUCGGCUGUUGAAAAGGGUAAGGAGGUUCAUGCUUCUGUUAUUAAAUCUGGGUUUUAUUGUAAAGAUUUGUUUGUUAAGAAUACCCUUUUGGAUAUGUACUUGAAAUGUGGGAGUUUAGAGUGUGCACGCAAGGUGUUCGACGAAAUUCCUGUGAAAAAUGUUGUGUCUUGGACUACGAUGGUUUCGGGUUUGGUUGGAUUUAGGGAGUUAGAUUGUGCUAGAAAACUGUUUGAUCAAAUGCCUGUGAGAAAUGUGGUUUCUUGGACUGCUAUGAUCAAUGGGUAUGUGUCGAAUGGGAGGCCUCAAGAGGCGUUCGAGUUGUUCUCCCAAAUGCAGGUUGAAGGAGUGAAACCUAAUGAGUUUACUCUUGUUAGUUUGCUGAGAGCGUGUACCGAGCUGGGGAGUCUUAUUUUAUGGUGGUGGAAGGGAAGAGGAAAGAGAAAGGAAGGAGGAAAGAGAAGGGGAAGGGUGGUCAGAGGGGGGUGGGAUGUCUGGUUGACUGCUGGAAGUUAUGGAGGAGGAGGAAGGAUGGAGGAAAGAGAAAGGAAGGAGGUAGGAAAAAAAAGGAAAAAAAUAAAAAUAAUGUUGUUUAAAUAAAAUUAUCAAAAUUAA
This is a messenger RNA of Chenopodium quinoa (quinoa), 996 nucleotides long. RefSeq names its product pentatricopeptide repeat-containing protein At3g26630, chloroplastic-like. The record is from RefSeq and is a predicted model, not a curated record. Gene Ontology annotation, biological process: RNA modification. Lineage: Eukaryota; Viridiplantae; Streptophyta; Magnoliopsida; Caryophyllales; Amaranthaceae. Gene Ontology annotation, molecular function: protein binding; RNA binding. The transcript has 2 exons. Bases 1 to 981 code for a protein of 326 amino acids.